AUGUUCCCCAAGGAAAAAUUCAGCUCCCCUCAGUAUGAGCCCCUUGCGCUCCAUGAGGAUGGCGAGGGCUCCAGCUCAACUCCUGAGAAGCGCUCCUCGUCUGAGGACGAUGACUCUGGACCUUUGCUGAGAGGCUCAGACGAUCUCCCGCCAAUUAAGCUGUCCAAGCCCUCCCAGCUACCAACUCUCAUCAUCUACUUGUCCUUCGCUUUGGCACUACUGUCAACUGUGAACGUUGCCCUGCUUCCCAGCACAUUUUCAAAGUUCAAAGCGUACCCUUUCUCCGAGUCUGAACUCGAGGACCUCCCUUAUGGAAAUGCGAGGCUAGGACUGGACAGAGCAGCGAAGGUGCUGCCCAUUCCGAAAGCCUACCACCGCUCUUGGCCGGAUAGAAUUGCACGGGUGAGCCGUAAGUUGAAGGACGCCGUUUGGGGUCAGGGAGUGCAGGUCUAUGUUACUGUUGAGGACUCGACGGUCAUGCGCUUCCCCAUCCCCUCCCACGGUGCCAAUACCUGCGCUCUCUCUUGGCGAUCGCCGCCCGAAUUCAGUGCUCGGACCAAGGACAUCACAACCAAGGGUGACAUAACUGAGAUCGAAGUCUGGCAGCUGAUCGCACCGUCAAGAACCACCCCGGCAUCCAGCGUCUCUUCCAGUCUGGACGAGCUCGACUAUGAUACCUUGUCGUAUUCGGCACUUCCCGUACGCGGAGAGCUACUCGGCGUGUUGGACCUCACAGACCAGCUGAACAGCACAACGGUGGAGUUUGCCUGUCCUGGAGAAGCAGAUAGUCUAGUGGUGGAGAUGAGGUGCCAGCGCGUGGCGUGUCAUGUGAGCUUCAAGCAGAUUGAUAUGCUGCCGAGGUUUGGGUUUGAGUUGCUGAGGAGAAGAGAAUGA
Molecule: messenger RNA, 894 nt
Organism: Thyridium curvatum
Lineage: Eukaryota; Fungi; Ascomycota; Sordariomycetes; Thyridiales; Thyridiaceae
Exons: 2
Coding region: 1-894 (297 amino acids)
Source: RefSeq, a predicted model, not a curated record